Messenger RNA from Carcharodon carcharias (great white shark), 1413 nucleotides. RefSeq names its product leucine-rich repeat and guanylate kinase domain-containing protein-like. NCBI's taxonomy places the organism in Eukaryota, Metazoa, Chordata, Chondrichthyes, Lamniformes, Lamnidae. Gene Ontology annotation, molecular function: protein binding. The record is from RefSeq and is a predicted model, not a curated record. The coding region runs from base 1 to 1413 and encodes 470 amino acids. The transcript has 11 exons.
AUGGAGGCGGCGACUGUGAGCGAGGGCGAGAUGCCAGCCGAAGAGCCGGUGGAGGGAAAGGAAGAGGAGGAGGAGGAGGACAACAUGGAGGAAGAGGAGGACAUGAUGCGGGAGAUGCUGGAGGAAAUGUUGCGGGAGUGCGCCGAGGAGGCCCUGGAAGAGGGGAUGCAGGAGCUGGCUGGAGUUCUCCUGUGGGCGCUGCUGGACGGCGAGAGCGGGGAGGUGGUGGAGGAGUUCUACCAGGAGCUGCUGGACAGCGCCCUGAGCAGCAGCGAGAGCAGCAGCUUGGAGGAAUGCGAGAGCUCAGAAGAGGAGGAGCUGCAGGAAGAAUUUGAUGGUGUACUGACAGAAAAAGUACUAGUGAAAGGUUUAUCAAAUCUGAGACACUCAGCAACUGGAUUGGAACAGGCCUAUCUCCAUCUCUCUUUGCCGAAUUGCAAACUACGUGAUGUGACUAUUCUUUCCAAUUACACUCACCUCCAGAAGUUGGAACUUCCUUACAAUCAUAUAACAGAUUUGCGCUGUGUAAGUCUUAUGCCCUACCUGUUGCAGCUGGAUGCCUCCCACAAUGCGUUGAACUCAUUUGCUGACCUAAACCUACCUAAAACUAUUAAGGAAAUUGAUCUUUCCUACAAUCAGAUAUCUGAAAUGAAGGAGCUGUUAGACUAUCGCUUCCUCCUCAAGUUGAAUUUGGACAACAAUCAAAUCCAGGCAAUUGAAGGCUUGAAGGACUGCCUAAGUCUCAGGUACCUCAGCCUUGCAGAAAAUACGCUUUUGAAAGUUAGUGGCUUGGACAAUUUGCCAAUUAAAUUCCUUUGCCUACGAGGUAACAAGAUCACAAAUGUGAAGGGACUGGCAAAAAUGAAACGCCUGCGCAAGCUUGAUUUGUCAAACAAUAAAAUAGAAACUUUGAAUGGGUUGGAGGACCAUAACCUGCUGGAAACCAUCAAUCUGGAGAAUAAUGAGAUCAGAGAUCUGAGUGAAAUUAAGCACAUGCAAAACCUUGAACUUCUAAGAGUCCUGAAUCUACUACAGAACCCAAUACAGGAACAUCCUGAUUAUUUAUUCUGGAUCCUUUUCAUGGUGCAGAAACUGACUGAACUGGAUCUUAAAAAAGUGAAAGCAACAGAUAAGGUUCUGGCAAUCAAUAAAUAUGACCCUCCGGCUGAAGUGGUAGCUGCCAACAAUCACAUGACCCAUAUUAUGUAUAGUUUUCAGCAGCAACAAAGGAUCUAUGACAGCACUGGCAUUGUGGAGAUGGAAUACACUGGAAACGGUUUUAGAGAGAUUCGGUGUGAGAUGCCAUGUGCUGCAGUAGUCCGUCCACUUUGUAAUGUCUUUGUUAAGGAUCUGGUCCAGAGUGCAGAAGGAUGGAGCUUGGGUGGCACAAAAGAUGUCAUCAACACAGAUUAA